CUCUUGACUUUUCCAAAUCAACAUGGCUAAGAAAUUUACGUAUUUUAAUAGCAACUAACUUUCCGUCUAAGUCUCCAGAAUAUGUCUGACAAGGAUAAAAAAGAUGAACCGGAACAGUUGGAUGAUGAUUCCAGUGACGACGAUGCCAACCAGACCGAUGCCAGAGAUCAGUAUUCCAAUCCUACCAUCAGUGCAUCACCCUCGAUUCUGCGACACCCCAACGCUCCCCGGCCUGAUAUUUCGAGUGCCCCCUCGGUGGUCAUUGCGUUGCCAAGUAGCGAGACGGUCGUCGCGACCGAGGAAACUCCGGAGGAGCGACUCCGGCGAAGGAUGAGAUUUCUCGAGUUGCGGCGUGAGCACUACAACUACGUCAGUCACAGCGAGCAAUGCAACAUGGCGGACACGGAGGAUGAAGAUCACGCGGAGAGUCACCCAAAGUGUGAAGAGAAUUGCAAGCCCAAAUAGAGAUUGGUUAAUUAAAACUACCUAA
Drosophila simulans is the source of this 490-nucleotide messenger RNA. RefSeq lists its product as uncharacterized. Gene Ontology annotation, biological process: regulation of signal transduction. Gene Ontology annotation, molecular function: protein phosphatase inhibitor activity. The record is from RefSeq and is a predicted model, not a curated record. Lineage: Eukaryota; Metazoa; Arthropoda; Insecta; Diptera; Drosophilidae. The transcript has a single exon. Bases 82 to 465 code for a protein of 127 amino acids.